Molecule: messenger RNA, 22428 nt
Organism: Patiria miniata (bat star)
Lineage: Eukaryota; Metazoa; Echinodermata; Asteroidea; Valvatida; Asterinidae
Exons: 132
Coding region: 1-22428 (7475 amino acids)
Biological process (GO): lipid transport
Molecular function (GO): protein binding; lipid carrier activity; calcium ion binding
Source: RefSeq, a predicted model, not a curated record
AUGGUAUCGCCGGCUCGAAGAAGCAACCAUUGGCUCAGUCUCACCAUGCUGAAGCUCAUUCUGGCCCUGUCCUUAAGCAACCUCUUGAUAAGUCCUAUCCAGGCCAGUUUCAUCCGGUUUAAACCGGACACCGAGUACAUCUAUACCUUCCAUUCUUCCACGGAUCUGAAGAAGGUUCGAACACUGCAUGCCGAAUCCAAGAUUGGCUUCAUAUUGGUGAAAAGUUUGAAUAAGAGCAGCGAGCUGCAGGAGAUUUAUCUCCGUGUUCACUCAGCGUCUGUUACCAGCCAGGAAGAACAAGUGCUAUUGAGCGAGGAGCGAGAUUUUAGCGAGUGGUUUUCCUUUGAUAUCAGUGAAAACGGAGCGAUUGGUCAAGUAUACUACCCACGUGAUGAAGACGAUCACGUAAUAGGGGCCAAGAAAGGUCUGGUCAGUCUGCUAGCCAGUAACUUGCAACAUCCUCCACAAGACAAGAUAAAGGAAAGUGGCUGGAGCUACGACUGCAAUGAGACGGGUCACGAGGGUCACCACGAGUCGUCCUACACGGCUCAGAUGGCACCGGGCAAUGAUGGCAUUAUUGUCUUUACCAAGACUAGACGUACUCACCCAAUACCGUACGGGAAAACCAAACACCAAAAGGAAAUCCACUAUCAUCCUGCCAUGAAGCUCCCGUUAAUGGUCAAGAUACUGGAUCACUUUGAUGCCCCAAGAGAAUCGGCACCAGGAUUUCACCACCAGCAUGGAGGACGUGAACAAACAAAAGAUGAUGUUGAGUUUCCUGAGAUGCAGACAAUCUCUGAAGGGCAGCUGACCUUUGUACGGGAGGCAUACUAUGCAUCACCCACUGGGCCACCUGCUGAUGAGGAUAUAGUUACAGACUCAAUACACCUAAAACAGCCUCAGCCUAGACAUGUGAACUUCGAUGUGACGUACUUGAAGGAACAGAUUUCAGGCAACCUGACGUGCAUGAGGAAAGCUCCACGGAAAGAAUCCAAUGAACAAAGCCACUGUUUCCAGGAUCUAGUUCACACCUUGCACUUCGUGCCUGAUGGUCGGAAACUGGCAGAGAUAGUGGUUCCAAUGUACAAGCCACCGUUGUCCAGACGGGUUCGUGACAAGCAGGACAGGCUGAACAUGUUGGAUGCGGUUGCCGCGAUGCACACUGAUACUUCUCAGUCACUCCUCACCGAUGCCAUCCUCUUGUCGCCGAAACCAAACAAGGAGCUGGUAGAGAGACUACUCAUUGCCUCUGCUGGCUUCAUACAUACCAUUUCACAGCAUUACCUUGAGACUGUAGAAGAUAUCGUCUUCCAAUCACGAAAAUUCCACGAAUCUUUAAAGGACCCAGAGAUACAGCGGGUUGCUGUGCUGGUACUCGGUGCCCUCGCUGGUCACCGAUGGAAGGCUGGAUACAGAGCUCAAGCAGAGUCCCUUGUCAUCAAGAUUGAGAACAAACUCGGCGUACAUGAUCCCUGGUCCUAUGAAAAGACCUUGACAUCUCUGACCGAGGAUGAAAGAGAUGAUUUUCACCACGACACGGUGGCUUUGAUUGAAUCCCUGGGCAAUGCUGGGCUCCAUCGCUCCUUCCCUCACAUCCAGAGCUAUACCAACAACAGCGCUACUCAUCCACUGCUGAAAAGGGCUGGCUUGCACUCCAUGAGAGACUACCAUCACAACUUGGCAGCUGGGAUUCUUCUCAAGUCAGCCCUGGAUGAAGAUGAGGACGAGCAUGUCAGAUACGAGGCUUCACUAUUCUACAAGAAUCAUCCAAUGGGAGGUCACCAAAAUGUCUCCAAGUUUGUGUCCCCGGAAGAAUAUUUUGCAGCCAAUUCCUCCCAAGAUGUAGCUUCCACCACAAUAAGCGUGCCCUCCAGGCGUCGCUUGAGACGGGGAUUCUGGGAAGGAUUCUCUUUUACGUUGCCCAGUCCGUCCAUUUACUGGAAGCAGCCCAUUGGCAUCCCAGAGAUCGGAGCAGAGUUUGGUUUGACAAUCAAGAAUGAACUCAAAGUGGAAAUUGCUCCCCUGAGUGGUCAUCUGGGUGUAGAUGCUUUGGACGAGGCUUAUGCAAAAGUAUUCGUUGGACUUGUGGGUUUUUCAAUGGAUAUCGUCCGGGCUCGUUUCUGCUUCAACGGUUACGUUGAUUAUAACCUCAACAUACUACAGGAAUUCGGUGUGGAUUGCAUUAGUGACUUGGUAAAACUGUAUGAUCUCAUCAUCGGGCGAGUAGUUGGGAACAUCAGGAGGGCAGUGGACGUUGUUGUUAAACUCUUCAACAGCGAGAUCAGCAUUGUUCAGCUAUUUGACGACUUUGUUCAUUCACUAGAGAAUAUCCCCGCUACGAUAACAAAUCUGAGAUCGGUGGCCAACAAGGUGAUGUCCAGAUUGUCUCAGAUUGACCCAGAUCAGAUGCCAGCUUCCUUCAGAGGUGUGAUCAGUGUCGUCAACAAGGCUACUCAGCUCUUCAGCGAUAUCAAAACAGAUGUCAUGGAGUUUUACCAGGCCGUCAGCGAUGCAAUCACUGUCACCUUGCCGUGGGCAGCAGAACAGAUCUGGAAGUCUAUCGUUUUUGUUGGGGAAUCCAUUCAAGACCUACUAAAGUCACCGCUGAAUGCUAUUGGAGCCAUCUUUAAAGGAGUCCUCAACAUUAAGAUUGCCGUGACUGAAAUCCUGAAUGCGAAGAAGGAGAUAGAAGCAGCCAACUUCUUCAAGGAAGGUCAGAGGCCCUACUGGUUUGAUCUACCCAAGGUCAUCGAUGGCAUUCUAAGCGAGUUACAAGAACACCUCCGCAACAUCAGAAGAGAUCUUAGCAUCUGGGUUGACGAGAUUGACAGUUCAUCAGAUCCCGUCAAGAAACUAACCGGGGAUGUUGUUGACUCAUAUACAUUAAGGAGACAAGUUCGAGGUGAGAUUGAGUCAGUCUUUCAAGAUCUGAUGGAUCCAAUACAACCUCUUCAGAAUCUCCUAGGCCCAUUUUUUGAGCUGUAUGACCUCGUCUUCAGUGCUGUUGAUGCUGUCAAAGAAGCGUAUCAAACACUGAAGGAAGGGUACCAAAAGUCUCAAGCACUUGUCAUGAAACUCUUUGGGCCCAAGGCUCACGAGAGAUUCCCAAGGAAAUUCCGUGAACCGGGAUCCGGAGCGUGCGCAUCAGGAGGUUUCUACCCAACGGACUCAGCUGGACACUACGAGAAUCAAGGUGUUGAUCUAGAAAUAUCAGCAGGGGCAGUGUUGGUGGCACCAUUUUCAGGCGUCCUUUUCAAGAGUGCUGGUAAGCUCAACCAGGUUACUCUGCUGGCUGGUGGUGGGGCCUUCCGUGAUAUCAAGAUCAUCAUUGACAACGUUGAACCCAAUAGGACCAUCUCCGAAACAGAGGGAAUUGAGGUGAUAGCUGGCACUGUAAUUGGCACAGUCGGUUUUUCUGGAACAUGUGGACCUCCAAACUACAUUCAUUUGUCAAUGAGGAAAUCCAAACCCAACCGCCUGGCGUCCCUUCUAGACGGCGCCCUGGAUAACGAUGUUUCAGCUGCUGACCUAGCUGCCAGUGAGGGAUACGUGAAUCCUAGCAACUACCUUGGGAGGAGACCUUUGAAAACACCCAAGUGGACACAAGUCUGUGACGAUUUCAAAUUCGUGUGGUUGGGAAAUGUAGUGAAGGAAGGUUCCUUGCUUGGACGCAACAAGGAUGGGGAGACGAUAGACACCAGCCCUGAGCGCAGUCCUCCCCCUGACACCACUACCGAUAGACCCGACCCUAGCAAACUACCACCAGUACGAACCUCCUCUCUUGAUAAAACAGUUGAAGGCAACAGACAACAGAUCGAGGAAGUACUGGGCUUUCCUGAGCAAAAACUUGGCAUAGAGUCUCCGUUUAAGAACUUCACUCUAAGGAACUUGAAGAUUGGAUCCAUUCUUGCAUUUGCCCGUAAGCUUGGACUGGAGAAAACGGCAGAUGACUUGCUGACCGUUUUCAAGACGAUUGUUAAACUUGUUGGUGACAAGCCGUGCGUUCUUCCCGAGUCUUUAUCCAAUGAUAUGUUGCGAAUUGAGCUGCAACAGCGUGGUCUAAGCUCACAAGGAGACAGAGAGACCUUACUCAAGCGAUACAGGCAACCUGACGAUCGCUGCCCCCUACUACAAGUCUCCUUGCCAGAGAAUGUGUACUGUAAGAUAGAUCCUAGUUGUCUCGGCGUGGAGUGCUGUAUGAACGUCAAGUUCUUCAUGGUAUCUUUUGCCUUCAAAGCAUUCAUGCGCUUUGACCCUUGCGAGUUCCAGUUUGUACUUGGGGUCAACUCUUGGAAUUACACCCAGCACAUCCUGGAUACCGAGUUUGGCAAAGAAUGGAAUGUUUCAGUGCCCUUUGACAUACCGUUUGUUGAUGACAUGGAGCUGCAUCUCAGAGUCAUCAUCGAGAAGAGCAGGACUCAAUUACUUGUCAGCAUGUCCGUAGCCCUCUGCCCAAAGACUGGAGAUGCGGACUGUUUGCCAUCUAUCCACGUGUUGAAAGAUUCUGCUAUCUCUUUGCCCUUUUGCUAUCUGAAUGGAACCAUCACGUGGCCAGACAUUGACAUUGAGGAGUAUUUUAGCCGUGCUACUAUGAGGAAUCUACUCAAAGACACCGGGGAGGAGUUACUGCAAGCAAGAACAGAGGCAGCAUUGAACUAUGCUCUGGAUGUGCUUGGUAUACCCAAGGAAUUAAUAAGCAGUAAAGAACCCUGCCCAACGCCAACUGGUAUGAGUCAUUCACAGCUCAUUGCUGCUCUGAAGGAGAGGCAACUUGCAAUUACGGGAACUAGGAUUGAGUUGGAAGCCAGACUUUCUCAGCAUGAUAGAAGUUGUCAGUUCUCAACAUUGCCAGUUUUUCCCCCGGAGGUGGCCAAGGUGGCCUACUGCUCCCUGCGUGAGGACUGCCUCCGUCUAGACUGCUGUCUGGAACUCAACAUUGAGGACCUAAAAUUCCGCCGCUCGUUCAAAGUCUUGGUGGAAGUUGACGGCUGUGAUUUCACUUUGUAUGUUGCCUUUCAGCACUUGCAGUACAAGAAGUUGUUGUUAAGUUACGAAUGGGGGCGACUAGAGCAGCAAAACAUCGGUCCAAUCACCCUCAGGUACUCCAUCAACAAGCUAGAAUCGGAGAAGAUGUUUGAGAUUGACUUUGGGGCAUCUAUCUGUCAAGGCGCCGAUGAUUGCAUCUUUGAUGUGGACAUCAUCCAGGACUACAGAGUUCCUAUUCCAUUCUGCAACUCUAACUUCUCAUUCGCCCUUCCGGGCGGGAAUAACUUGAGGGAUUUUGUUAAUGAGGUAGGCCGGAAUGCUGGACAGGAAGCCGUCAACGUUUUUUUGGAGUUCAUUGGGCUUCGAGAUAAGAUAAACGAUGGACAGUGUGACACAGGCGCACUUGUUUCAAAGGACGAGGAAGUUUGCACAGAAGUCAGCCUGCAGUCGCUGCCCAGUGGAGUGACUUGUGAGCUUUCAUAUCGAUGCUUGGGAGUUCGAUGCUGCGCCGAACUCGAUCUAGAAAUCACUGUGUUAUCAGUCAACAUUUGGCUGCUUCUAGAUCCGUGUGAGUUCACGCUGUCCAUAGGAUUUGGAAAGUGGUCUUUGACAUUCACCAUAUUUGACUACCACUGGGGUACGCAAGAAGAGAUCCAGAUAGGCAAGGCUGUGACACUCAUCUACAUCAUAGAUAAGCUGACUGAGGACAAGAUGUUUGUACUGGACCUAGCACUGUCCUUGUGCCUGCCAGAUUCAGAAUGUAUCACGCCCUCUAUCGACAUCCUCAAGAGGACCCGAGUGCCAAUCCCAGUCUGCAACGAGAAUGCAACAUUUACACUUCCUGGCGAUGGAACUGUUUCAGGCUUCUUGCAGAUGGUUGGUCAGAAUGCGGCGGAUUCUGCAGUUGAUGCAAUUCUUCAACACCUGGGGCUACUUGAGUACAUCAGUCGGCUGCCAUGCGUCCGUCCACAAGUAACACAGAACGGUUGGAAAAGAAUUUGCCCCAGAAAUGUCAAACUACCCCACCUUCCAAGGAACCUGAUCUGCACGCUACUGGAGAAGUGUCUAGGGUUCGAUUGCUGUCUGGAGCUUCCCAUUCCCGGGAUCACUCCUAUCAGUACCCAGGUCUCCUUCAUAUUUGAUCCUUGUAACUAUCAGCUGUCGAUGAUUCUGGGCAGCUGGAGUCGGGAUCUGAAUAUCUUCUCCUAUCAUUGGGGUCAGCGGGAGGUGGUCACCAUCGGGAAGUCGGUCACCUUAAGCAUGAUUAUUGACAAGUCUGAUGCUGAUGAAUCCUUCCUGAUCAAUUUGGACAUCUCCAUCUGCAUCGACAGUGACUGUACGACCACACCAGUCCUUCAGGAUUCCUUGGUCCCUAUCCCAUUCUGUAACCUCAAUGCUUCCUUUGAGCUGCCUGGGGACGGCAGCUUUGCAGGUCUUGCCCGGGAUCUUGCCGGGAACGUUGGGGAGUUGGCCAUUCAGGCUGGUGUCCGAAGACUAGGAAUUGAGCAAUAUGUCGGCAAACAACAAUGUAAAAUGGAGACAUCUGCCCCAAUUGAAAACAGAUGUCCACUCUUAAGGCUACCGUCUUCAUCCAGCCUUUUGACCUGUUCAGUGGAUGACCACUGCCUGGGCCUGACAUGCUGUGCCUCCCUUGACCUGGUCUUCGCUCAGCUGUCCACCACCGCUUACGCCCUCCUAGACCCCUGUGAAUUCCAGCUGUCUGUCGGGCUGGGGUCCUGGUCCAAAAAUCUGACGCUCUUUGAAUACGACUGGGGAGUGGAUAAAGUUGUUGGUAUCAGUGACUCUGUUUAUAUAGCGUUUAAUGUUGACAAGCUGACAGAGCAGUUCCUAAUUGACGUGUCAGUAACCCUGUGCAUAGACGGCACCUGUCGACCCAUUCACCUGCUGCAGGCAUCUCAUGUACCCAUACCAAUCUGCAACUCCAGUACCACCUUCUCCCUGCCUGGGGAUGGCACCAUCUCUGGCUACCUGGAUAGCCUUGUGGGUCAAGUAACUGACGCAGCAGUUGACUUGGUACUUGACUUUUUGAGACUGAAGACAUUUUUGUCCAAACAACCCUGCGACCUCCCUCCAGCACUCCCUGACGAUGGCGACAAUUGUCCAGUGCAUAUUCGAGACAACUUUACUUGCCAUAUCGGCAGCAGUUGCACAAGUCUCCACUGCUGUCUAAAUCUAGACUUGAAGGUGACUCAGAUCAGCUCCAAGGCCUGGUUCAUCAUCGACCCCUGUGAUUACACGCUGUCUGUCGGGCUAGAGCGGUGGUUCUUCAACGUCUCGCUGUUUUCUUACGAGUGGGGAAAGGAAGAAAGUUUCAUGAUUGGAAACGCUUUCCGUGUCGGGUUUUCAAUUAGCAAGCUUGACAGCACAGAAGAGUAUGAAGUAGAUCUGGCCUUCUCUCUCCUCAUCGACGGCAUCACUACAGACUUCCCAAUCAUGGCUGACCAGAGAAUCCCAAUACCUCUCUGUACUGCUAGGUUUUCUCUGGCCUUGCCUGGGGAUGGCUCGGUCAGAGGAUUCCGGAUGGAGCUGGGAGACAAUGUGGGACCGGCCGCUGUCCAGCGCGUCUUAAGAGGACUCAACCUACAGGGAGUAAUCAUUGGAAGCACGUGCCAGUUGCCUCCCGAGAAGGAGUCAAAUAACCACUGCCCAAUGAUUUCCCUCCCCUUUCUGGAGAAUAUUGUCCAAUGCUCCAUCGACGAUCGCUGCCUUGGCAUCCAAUGCUGCAUCCACCUUGACUUUGUAAUCACUGAACUCAUGCUGAGCACAAGAAUUCAAGUCGACCCUUGCAACUUCCGGCUGUACGUGGCCUUUGAGAACCGGGAACUGAACAUCACCCUCUUCAGCUACACCUGGGGGAAGGUGGAGACUGUCAACAUUGGAAACGCAGUAAUGUUGAGAUAUUCAGUUGAAAAACUGUCAGCGCAGAAAGUCUUCUCUGUGACCCUGAACCUGAUGUUGUGCAUUGAUGACACCUGCACCAUGACCCCAGUACUAGACCAUGUCUGGGUUCCUAUACCCCUGUGCAACAUCAAUGCCACAUCAUUCACCUUACCCGGUGAUGGCACAGUGGAGGGAUUCAUAAGGGAGCUAGGCGGUCGCAUCGGAAACUCUGCCAUUGACCUGGUGCUGGAGAAAUUUGGCCUGAGUCAAUAUCUACGGAGCCCUUCUUGUGACAUCGGAAUUCCGGGGUCUUUGAGAAGUACUUGCCCAGCUGUUGAUGUCGCCCAUCUCCAAGACUUCCUUUCGUGCACUGUCACUGACUCCUGCCUGGGCAUCAGAUGCUGUCUGGAGAUGGACUUAAAGAUAACGACUCGCAGCGUCAAUGCCUGGGUCAUCCUGGAUCCGUGCAACUUCACCUUGUCUGUGGGCUUUGAGAAGUGGGAACGUAGUGUCACCUUGUUCCACUACCCUCUCGGAGAUGUCAUGGAGGAAGUUGUGAAUAGCGCCAUGAGAGUAAGAUGGCGAGUGGAUAAGAUCACUAUGGACAAGCAGUUUGAGAUAGACUUGUCCCUAGUCCUCUGUGUGGAUGGGGUCUGUGACACGUGGACAGUGUUUGCAGGCAGUCGUCUGCCAAUACCGCUGUGUAACACAGAAGAUACACUCACCCUGCCUGGUGACGGCACUGUAUCAGGCUUCGUGAGUGACCUUGCUGGUAACAUUGGGCGGUUUGCAAUAGAAGCAGCCUUACGCCAUCUAAACCUUACAAGUUUUCUCACGGGAAAGGCAUGCACCGAUCACAGACGGGAUGCCUGUGCGAGGUCUACCGGUCUUCUGGACAACUGUACUCUAAUUGGAGAUUCCUGCACGGAACUGCGAUGCUGCCUGGACCUGGACCUGAAGAUAGCUGAUGUCUCGGCCAUGGCGUGGUUCAAGUUUGAUCCCUGUGACUUCACCUUCUCAUUGGGUCUGGAGAAGUGGUCCUUCCAUGGCUCUGUCUUCAGCUACCAGUGGGGAAAAGAAGUCACAGUAUCUGUUGCUUCAGGAAUGAAUCUGAGAUACUCUAUCAAUAAGCGGAACGACACUAAUAUGCUUGAGCUGAGCCUGACGCUAGAAUACUGCAUUGAUGAACUGUGUACCGACAUUGAUAUACAGCGUGUCAUCCCAAUUCCAGUGUGCAACCCAGACUUCAGCAAUUACAGUCUAUCAGCGGAUGGUUUCAUAAAGAUGGUAUCAGGACAGGUCAUCCAGGGAGCAUCGUUGGCCCUUAUUUCACGCCUCGGAAUUGACCCCAACUUUUUCAACAGUCAACGGUGUAUCAACCCCAAUGGGCCUCAGUCGUAUGACAAUUGUCCUAGCAUGCAGCUUCCCAGUAACCUGACCUCCCUGGCUCACUGUGGCAUCCUCAAUACUUGCUUUGGCAUACAGUGCUGCCUGGAUGUGAACCUUGGACCGCUGCAUCAUUCAUUCAGUGUAUCAAUGGUUAUAGAUCCAUGCCUGGGCCAACUGACCCUGCUUUUUGGCAACUGGCAAUACAUAAAAUCCCUCUCACACCUAGACUUUGACAGUAGUGAAAAGAUCACCAUCGGAAACUUUGUCAUGAUCAGGUACACGCUGGAGCUAACUGAUGGGGAAAUAGCAACCAGUCUGUCCAUAGAUGCAUGCAUUGAUGAUCAUUGCACAGGAAAUAUCAUAGUCUUGGAUGGUGCAGUAUCCCAACUCCCCUUCUGCUACCCUAAUGGAACCAUCUCCUGGAAUAACAUAAUAGGAAUAACUUCAACCUCUCCACUCGGAAGUGCUGAUGCUGGAGUUGAGGCUGUGGCUCAGGCUCUUGGUUUGCCGUCUCGUCUUGUCUCCUCCUCACCAUGCCCUCCUGUGAUCCGUUCGAGGCAAUCUGGAGCCUGUCCACAACUUCCCCUUCUGCCCAGCAUUCCUUCAGGGGGUGUGUGUCACUAUUCAGAUACCUGCCUAGGGGUGGAGUGUUGCCUGGCAGUAGACCUCGGCAUCAUCAGUCGCACUCUGAGGGUCUGGCUGAUUUUAGACCCCUGUGAUUUAAAGCUGAGUGUUGGUUUUGAGAAUUGGAGUUACAAUCUCACACUUAUCAGUUAUAGGUGGGGCAUGGUCACCAGUGAAAGACUUAGUAAUGCGGUCUGGCUCACCUUCACCGUCGACAAGACUGCAGACAACCGUAACUUUCUCCUCUCCCUCUCCCUGCAACUCUGCAUCGCUGGAGUCUGUGCUCCUGACAUUGUCAUCCUUCAGGACUUCACAGCACCAAUACCAUUCUGUCAUCCCAACGGUACUUUGGAGUGGGCUCAAGACCUGGAUGGUGAUAUUGGGGAUUACGCAAGUGGCCUCGUAGUAUACCGUCUCGGUGUCAGCGUUGAUGUUCUCCUGCCUCAACCGUGUAGAGGGCCACCAGAGCAAAUCACACCAUCAACCAUCGGCUGCAGCUCUCUUGCUCUGCCAUCAUCCGUCGGACCGUACUGCUCCCUGGACCAGUCAUGUCUCGGGGUGGGAUGCUGCUUAAACCUUGACCUAGGCAUAUUUCAGAGGUCAUUUUCUGUGUGGAUGAAGCUAGACCCCUGCGCUGGCAUGUUUUCAUUUGGCUUUGAAAAGUGGAGUCACUUGGAGACAAUUAGCAUAAAACUACUUCAAAGUCAUGCCUUUGAGAAAAACAUUGGAGUUCUGAAAAUCAGGUAUGAUGUGGAGCGUCCCCACAAUACUAUCUAUGACGUUGAUCUAGACAUCAGCUUAUGCUGGCAGGGUGUGUGUGAUGAACCCAUUGUCAUUCUCAGAGAUGCAUUGUUCUCAGGAUCACAUUGUGAUGAUCAAGGUGGAGGCAGCAGCACAAGGAGGAAGAGAAGAAGUGUGGGGGACCUUGCUAGUGAAUCUGACAAGGGAAUGGACGCUAUGGAGGAUGUGACAGUUAGUCUUGUAGACAAGGCCAGGGCCUACUUUAAGACCCUUCUUAGUGGAGGCUCCAUCUCAUAUUCAGCAGAGGAUAACGCUAUGACGAAGCUACAGCCGGAGAAAGUGGUCAAACCCAGGGUUGCUGAAUCAGGCACAGCGAGCCGUCGCUCAAUGGGCCUUCUCGUCUUCGGUAAUGAAGAUGGAACUCCAGUUACUAGGAGAAGGAGAAGGGACCUGUCUCUCUCCGUCAAUAUAGGUGAAGAAAGUCUGUUUGGGUUCAGGCUUACGCCAGGCGAUGACUCGGGCACAUGGCAGGGAGAUGUCAUCAUUGGUGGAGGAUUAACACAGAAAGGUCUUGAUGCUUUAGACCGACAUAUCGCCAAUAUGUCCAUCGGUGAGUUAGAAGCAAUGCUGGAUCUUCAGAAUAUCGACCCGUUCACUGUGGGACAGUUGAUGAAGGAACUACGUGCCGUUUUCAGGACCUUUAUUGACGAGUUUAUCGACGUGGUCAUCAAUGGCAAGGCAGGCGACGACUUCAAACAGUUUGACAUUAUCUUAAGUAGGACGAUCCCCUUCCCUAGAAGAUACGCUACGUUCUUUUCUUUGAGCUGGGGAUUUCCAAUUGGUGGAUUCAUCUAUCUGACAUUUGACAUCGAAGCCGGGGGUUUCUUUGACAUGGAGAUACCAGUAGGCGUUGGCAUCGUUUCCAUGAAAGCCACGGGUGGCAUAACACCGAUGGUAGGCGCGUAUGCAAGUGCCGGUAUAUCUGUUGGAUUCAUCUUGCAUGCGGAGCUCGAGCUGAUUGCCGAUGUGCUUCACACUAAGUUCCCUACUGUAGCUGAGAUCACGUUCUCUAAGUUCCCACUGGAUGUUGGAAUAAAGAUGGAUGUGGAAAUGAUCCCCCUGAUAAUCCGUCUACGAGCUUUGGUGACAUUGAAAAUACCUCUUCUGGGAAAAAUUACACUAUUCAAGGGUGACAUAUGGCGCUAUCAGGUUCCAACCAUGCGACAAAACAUAUUCGAUAUUCACACCAAGGAACCUGACAAGUCACCACCUGCGAUUGAAAAAUACUCAACACCAAAUGAAGUUGGGUCCGCUAAGAGAAGCGUGACAGGCAGAGAUAUGUGUGGCGUUGAGCAGGUUCCCGGACUAGACUACACAGAGCCAGCCUUCCAGCUUGAGAUUGCAGCGGCCGAUGACAAGAGCUUGGUGACGUUCUUCUAUCAGGUCGGGACAGCUCCUGGAGGAAGCGAUGUUGUCUCUGAGACAGAGUUUGGAGGACCGUCGGCCAUCAUUUCACAGACACUCCUCGGAGGGCAUCCUCUUUACUUCACUGUGUACGCCAUGAAUAAUGGAGGAGGCACUUCAACGGCUACAUGCAGCCUGCCGACCUUUGACAUCACCCUGCCGACGGGUCGCAUCACGCCAGACUUCACCUCCACCAGUCACCCGCACAUACUCCGCGCCUCGGCCGUGGUGUACGACGAUUCCAUCAUCUUGAUGCAACAAGAAAGCGUUGGAUUCGGCCCCGAAACUUGGGGCGAUCAGAUUGUGCCGUGGAAUACCAUCAAUAUUACGGAGAGGCAGCACCUUGUAUUUUCAAACAAUGACUUUGACUACUUCACCGCUGCCAAGGAAGGCCGCCUCGUCUCUAAGCCAAAGUCAACCAUCACCCAUCGCAACCCCAACUUCUGUGCACGGGACUGCCUGGCGCUCCAAAACUGUCUAAGUAUUAACUACAACUACAAAGAUUUUACAUGUGAACUACUAGAGGAGAUUGAGGGUCACAGGGUUGAAGUUCACAAGUACGGAUCUUUCUCUCAUUAUGAGCGCAUCGGUGUGGGUCACGCUGUAGAGUUCAACCACGAAUCCCUCCUUCUUGUCCACAACAACCUCUACUACUUCAACAUAGAGCUUCUGAACUACGUGGGAUAUGAGAAUAUUAUUUCAUCCAUCGGCAUCUUAGCAGACUUUACUCCACCAGAACCGGGGCUGAUCGUGAAUGGGACCAGGGAUGAGGUGGUGCAUGAAGCUUGUGCGGAGUUCACACCAGAGGAGUGGGAGAGGCGAUGCAUUGAAGACACACCAUUGAAUAACCAUCGGUAUAUUACUGAUGGUCCUGGUUCUAGGACUGUAUUUAACGGCUACGAGGAACUGAUUGAUUUGCUGUAUACCAGAAGCAAUACUUUCAUAGCAGCAAAUUGGGACGGUUUCCAUGACAAUGAGACAGGAAUCCAUGGCUACACCUGGUCCAUUGGUCACGCUGUCUGCGAUGAUGAUGUCAGCAUGCAUGUUGACCCCCACGCUCAUCUGUUUGAUGAGUCAGAGUGGACUCACCAAGGACUUGUCGUCAACGUUCAUCUGCCAGAUGGUGCAUAUUACAUCACUGUGCGUGCUCUCAACAAGGUAGAGUUCGGCGGGCCAAUGGCACUCACUGUGUGUCACAGCAAUCCUCUAAUUAUCGACAAUACUCCACCCAUCAUUUACAGCAUUAGCGACAUCACCUAUGACUCGUCCAUCGGUAGAAUUGGAAUGCGGAUCAACGCAACCGAUCCCGACUCCCAUCUGUCUAAGUAUCAUCUAGCAGCAGGAAGGACACCCAGGGAUAUAUCACUGCGUGAUUGGGAGGCUCACGAUUUGGCUAAACAGCUCUUCAUGGACUUCAGAAUUCCAAGUGGCGUUCCGUGCUGGGUCAAAAUCAGAGCAGUCAACAGAGUUGACCUGCGCACCAUAGACCAUGCUGACGAGCCAAUUCUCGUAGACGAUACUCCACCAAUUGCUGGAGCCUUGUUUGAUGGGCCCUACGCACGUCAGGAUCUGGAAUUUACCAAAGACAGAAAUAAGAUUUGUGCGAACUGGUACAACUGGUCUGACUCUGAGUCUGGGAUCUUCUCCUACCUGUGGGCGGUUGGGACCCAGCCUGGCCUGAGUAACGUGGUAGACUUUAUCAAAUUGUCUGGUCGAGAACACAGCGCCUGCUCUGGUUAUGUGACCAUACAGCACGGGGAGAUGUAUUACUCAACGCUGGUAGCCUUCCAUGGUGGAUAUGAUAAACUUAACGUUUCGAGUUCGUCUAAUGGAGUGAUUGUGGAUCUGACUCCACCAAUACAAGGCGAUGUCUACGAUGGCCUACUGCCAGCACCUAAUGAUCUAGCCUUCUCAUCAAGGCCAGCGACUGUUGGUUCUCACUGGCAAGGAUUCUCUGAUCCUGACUCUGGUAUCGAAGACUACCAGGUUACAGUCUAUUGCAAGCAUACUGAAAGUGGCACAAGUGACUUCGAGGUUAUCCACGGAGCAGAUUCGGUAGGCAGCGAGACAACUUCCAUUGAAUGGCACCACUUCCAUCUCCACCACAAGGACCAGGUCUAUGUCAACCUGCGCACCAUCAACCGGGCUUUCAAUCACAUUGAUACACCGACUAAUGGGUUCUUGGUCGACUUGACUCCUCCAGUGCUGCAAACUCUGGGAGAUGGGCUGGAUGUGGGUCAAGAUGCUGACUUCCAGUCGAAUUUUGAUAGCCUUGCUGUGCACUGGGACUACCUUGAUGAGGAAUCCGGCAUCGAAUCCUUUGAGUUGGCAAUCUACGAGUUGCGACACGGAAAUAAACACAAGAUCUUUCCUCGGGAUCAACACGCAAAUAGCUUCCAAUUGAUUUCUGAUACCACGGCUCGGUCCCACGUUCAAAGUGGUCUGACACUGCGUCCAGGGGCUCUUUACGUGACACGAGUGAAGGCCAGGAACCAUGCUAAACUAGAUGUUUCUCAUGAAACCAGUGGCAUCAAGGUCGAUCCUAGUCCUCCCAUGAUGAGAUUUGUGCGUGGAGGCAAUCUUGAUGGGGGAGUUGAAGAACUCUUCAAAGGAUAUUUGUAUCAGAACAGUCGUACAUCAAUCCAGGCAUCCUGGCUGGCUGCAGAUGGACAGAGCGGUAUCAAGACCUACUGGGUGGCAGUCGGAACGGCUCAAAACUUUGAACUCAUCAAACCAUUCACUCCAAUGGGCCCUAAGAGCAGUGGCGUCCUAUUGGACCUUAAUCUCCAACUUACCGACCCAUCAACAUGCAGUGAUGAGACAUUCACCGUGGGUUGCCAACCAGUCUACUACGUGUGUGUCAAGAGUGAGAAUGGUGCAGGGGCUUUCAGUGACGUCAUCUGCUCCUCACCAAUCAGAGUUGUUGAGGAAGAUCAGACGGGGUACUUAACCGAUGGUCCAAGAAUGCUACAUGAUAUAGAUGCUCAACAGGAGAGGACCACUGUUACGAUCUUCUUUAGCGACUUUGAGAGUCAAGUGCAUGGCAUUUCUCACUAUGAAUGGGCAGUGGGUACUACCCCUGGGGGCGAGGAUAUACAACCCUUGACCUCAGAUGGCAUAGUACCAGGAAGUGAGGCAAACGUUUCAGGAUUGGCAGGUAAUGGCAAGGCCCAGUCGCCUCUGCCUUUACAGCAUGGAGUGACUUACUACAGCACACUACGAGCCAUCACCAAUGCAGACAAUGUCUUAGAAUCCACAUCCAAUGGCUUCACAGUGGACAUCACUCCUCCAGAGAUUAUGAUCGCUGACCUGGGCCUGUACGACGUAAUCACAGAUCUGAGCUUUGACGGUGGAGUGAACUUGUAUCAAUCUAACUCUGACUCCAUUGAUGCUAUGUGGGAUGCAACUGAAGAGGAGAGCGACAUUAUGGCUUCGUACUUUUACAUGGGGCAGUACCCUGGAAGCGCUGAUAUUUUCCCCGUCACUUUAACAAGCAAAUCCUACAUUCCAUCAGCCUUGAUAAGUCCCGCCGAAAUAGGGUUCCCCAAUCUAUUGAGUGUUGAAUCAGUCAACAGUGUCGGGCUAAGCAGGAUUAUUCAUGCCACAAGCGUGACCGUAGAUAACACUCCACCUAGUGUUGGUCAGGUCCAGUGUCCUGCCUUCAUUGAUGCGAACAGCGCCCUCUUGUGUAGAUGGAGCGAUUUCCUUGAUGCUGAGUCUGGAAUUGAUCAUGUCGGUUUUCUCGUCGGGACAGCAAAGGGUCAAGGCGAUGUGUUUCAGUCUGGUGAUUUGCCAGGCUACUUCACUCACUACAGUGUCAGAGAUCUUAAUCUCAUUCACAACCAAGUUUACUAUGUCACUGUGGAGGUUUUCAAUGCUAUCAACCAAAGCACAAUGGCAUUCUCUGGUCCUAUUGAGAUUGAUGAUACACCUCCAUCAUACGGCCUUGUAGUGGAGCUAUCUGGCGUGUUCAGCUACAACUUCAGUGAUCCUAUCGACCUGCCAGAAUGGGACUGCACAAACGAUGAGGAAUGCUUGAGCUUGGAUGGAGAGUGUCUAGAAUCGCUCACCCAGCUGCAGAUCCUGUGGCAGCCGUUCACCGACGAAGACACUAAGAUCACCAAGUAUGAGGUUGCUCUGGGCACGACGCCAGGAGGGUCUCAGAUCAAACCUUUCCAUGAUGUUUCCAAGGACCAGACUUCAGAACUCAUUACCAACAUCGAUCUCAGCAGUGUCCGUAGAGUCUACUCCACAGUUAGAGGCUACAACGAAGCCGGUCUGACCAGCACCGCCGUGUCCAAUGGCAUCUACAUCAGCCGCUUCAGUGCAGGACUUCCACCCCUCAAACCAUUCCAAGUCAAAGAUGGCGUCACCGACAACCAAUCCGCCGACAAAGAUUUCCAGACAUCACUGCGAGAGAUGAGUGCAUCUUGGGAUUUCAGUGGAGAUCCGUGUCCAAUCAAAAAGCAUGAAUGGGCCAUUUACAGAAUUGAUGGCCAGGAGAUUCAGACAUUGACAGAUGUGCAAGAACGGACCUCAGACACCAACACAGAUAUCAAGAUGACAGAUGGUGAGACGUACUACAUAAUCGUGAGAGCUACGAAUGUCAUGGGCCUGGCUGUCACGGUCCGAUCUGAUGGAAUCACAGUCAAGCUGGACCCCUUGAUACCUGGCCAGGUCUAUGAUGGCCUCCUAGUGGGCUUUGAUCUGACUUACCAGAAGGAGACUGACACAAUAUCGGCAAACUGGAAGGGCUUUGGUGAGGGGACACAACCCAAGGAAUCGGUGGAGCAUACAGGAAAUGCUGAAGUAACCAGAGACCACAUCACAGAGCAAACUGUGGAUUACUACGAGGCGGCGGUCGGAACUGACCGCCGUUACCCUAAGACCAGGGACAACGUAGUGCCCUUCACCUACGUCGGUCAGAACACCACCGUCACUUUCACUAACCUCAACCUUUUGGCGCGAGACUCGACAUAUUAUGUGACGGUAAGGGCACAUAGUGCAAGCUUUGCAACAGCAGAGGUGACAUCCACAGGGAUCAAUGUUGGUAUGGACAGCACAGUACAUGGAUCCGAGGUCAAAGUGCCAAAGUUCUUGAACUCUGUGUCCGAGGUGCAACUCAUGUGGGAUAAAUUUCAAUCGACUCUGCCCAUCCUACUGUAUUACGUUGGUGUGGGUGAAUCUUCACCUUCCUCCGUCCAACUUGAAAAUAUCGAUUGCCGGGAUAUCUUGUUGGGUACGAGGCAGGCUCUGGCGACUUUCAGCGAGAGAGAAAUGAGUUUUGUUGGCAAGGACACGUAUGCGGUUGUCAAGGGACUGAAUCUGACGCAUGAGGGAUCCUACUUUGUCACUGUUGUCGGAAUGAACGAAGGAGGACAGUGUAACUCCUCUACAAGUCACUUCUCUGUUGAUAUCACCCCGCCCAUUAAGGGUAGGCUACGUGUCGGACCAUUCUAUUACAUGCCUGUUGCGUACACCGACAGCGCCGAGUCAGUCUCUAUGGUGUGGGAGGAUUACAGGGAUGAUGAGAGUGGAAUCAAGUCAUUCAACUUACGCAUCAUGCAAGCUGCAUCGUGUCAUGUCCGAGAUGACAACAAUCUGACGGUGGUACCAAACCAGGACUGGCUGGUACUCAGCCCAGAUACGUGGGAAUUCACAUUCGUGGACGUGAACUUAGAGACAAACCUUCCCUACUUUGUCCAGCUUGUAGCGGUUAAUCUUGCAGGAGAUAAUAUCCAGUCCCAGGUGGGUCCCAUCUUCGUCGACUCAUCAGAGCCGACAGCAGGACUGGUGGCUGAUGGCAUGGACUUCAAGAUGGAUAUGACAAUCAGUGGAGACCGUAGCCAAGUUUCCGGCACAAUCCUGCACUUGCCGACCCCAGUGGGCCCAGCCUGUCCCAUGAGAGACAUUCCCUUCAAUGAUCCACAGUGGUCAGCGAUGGACUUCAGGGGACUCUGGAACAUGAACAGGGACAAGUGGGACUUGGAGUACCAGUCACAGCAGGUGUUUGCAACCGACGAAAGUUUGACACUGAAGUUGGAGCGGGACACAAGGGGACCCCGUAUGCUGUCUGGAGCCUACGUCACCAAUGCACAGAUUGUCAGGAGCUCGAAAUAUGAGUUUGACUUGAUAGCUGCACAAUCUGACCUGCACAGCGUGACCAGCAUCCUAUUCUGGGAUGGUCCAGAUGGCACGAUUGGGGAGUUCGACUUUGGUGGACGGGAGAACUGGCAAGAAGGGAUCUGCCAGUGCUGUUAUCAACAACCCUUUAAUCAAUCUAUGUGCCCUCAAUGUGACUGUCAGAACUUCCUGGAAAUACCUGAUUCAGUCGGUGAAAACUCAACACAUGGGAGCACUACCUCUGUGCGACCUUUAACCACAUCCAGUGAGUUCAUCACGGCCACUGACAAUACUAGAAACGGUGCGUCAGUAAUGACAACGUCUUCUUGCCCUUGGACAAUCAGGAAGGUAGACGAAGACGGGGACAGUGUCCCCGAUGAUGAGAGUGGGAGAUCGAUAUCCCAAAGAGCUUGCGGCUUCCAACUCUAUCCAAAUGGCAGAGCCUCUCGAGCUGUUCUGUGGUGUCGCUACUUUGAGAAUGCUUGGCCAGUGACGUCACAGCCUGUAGAUCUAGAUUUUGAUCCAUCAGUAGAGGAGCGUCAUUAUUCCAUCCACUUCAAAGUCAUGCCAUUUGAUGUAGAGGAGGAUGAAUGGACCUUUGAAGUUUACGUUGACGGUAAGCUACUCUCUUCACUGACUGGCAUACCUGUCUUGUCCUCAUCCACUAAGCUCAUCCUCCACGUCUUCAAUCGAGACAGCUACAUCGCCGAGCUACAAGACCCGUUUAGCCCUCCGUUCGUCACAGCAACACUCAGGAAUUUGAGGAUGCCACCCGAUCCGGUCAAUUUGUGUCGUUACGGGGCACAAUUUAGAGCAGGAACCAGUCCUGUCUCACGCUACUUUGCCGGAAUUGGAUCAGUAGCAGGAGCAACAGAUGUUGUGGCAUUCAAGGAGGUUGCCCGGCCUUGCGUUCCAUGCAUCAAUCUCUGCGAUCGGUACCAGUGCGAUCCUUCGUGUACUCUUGACGCUGUUCCCAUCACGUUCACAAUCACCAACCUGACUCUGCCAAGACUCGAGCUCUUAAAUGUAAUGCUUGACAAUGACACUAAUGCAACAACACCAUCUUCUCUAGAAUAUGAGGGAUCGCUUCCAAUCUUCUUGACAGUAAAAUCUUUCCUUGGAAAUGGGAAAACAGCAAUAGCAUCCUCAAACGGGUUCUACGUUGACGACACACCGGCGCAGCUAGAUUUGUUCUUCUACGUCGACCUCAAUGUUAACCAAUACCAGCCGACAUCAUUCCAGUCCUCAAACUCUACCAUCAGUGUUUUAUGGCGCUUCAUUGACAUGGAAAGCUUAGUCAAGGAGAAUUACUGGGCAAUAGGAACCUCUAAAGGGGCAACAGAUCUGCAAGACUUUGUCAACGUUGGGUUGAAUCAGACAGCCACCAACAGCGAUCUGAUAGGGUCACUUCACCACAACACUACGUACUAUGUGACUCUAAAGGCUGUGAAUGGGGCAGGCUCGGCAACCAUAGCAGAAUGCGAUGGAGUAACGAUACUACUUGAGGAGCCCACGGCAGAUGACGUCAACACCACUUCCAUGUUUAGCAGGAAGUUCGAGGAAGACGUUUACCCUCCAGAGAUGGAGCGAAGUGAAGACGCAGCAAAGACUGGUGCAACCUGGUCAAAACCACAUGAUGAAUCAAUUGUCCUUUAUGAGUACUGUGUGAGUAGUUCAGCUGAGCUUCUAGAUGACGUUGUUCCUUGCAUGGUGGUUGGAGGCAACUCCUCUGGCUCAGUGGCCAUAGAAAAUGGAAUGAUCAUUGUCCGAGCCGAUGAACGGGAAGAAAGGUUCAAUAUCACGGACUUCCAAGCGCCAAAUAACGCCACUCAAGUGGACGUGACUAAAAAGGCUGCCAAGUUCAAUAUGGAACCUGGGAAGUGUCUGUACACCUGGAUGAAAAUGUGUAACGCAGCUAUGUUGUGUGAUACCGUCUCAGCUGGAACUACCAUUGUUAUAGGAGAUAGUGAUAUGAUGAUGAAAUCCACCAAUGGUACAGACCUUGUUAUGACAUCACCGACAAGUCAAAGGAGGAGAAAGAGGUCGAUAGAUAACCACUUUGAUUUCACUGUGGCUACAAAGGGAGGUUUACACCAGGGCGGUUCACUCAUCCUAGGCCUGCUGGAUGUCAAUAGAACCAACCAGGAAUUCACAUCGGCUGCUGCCCUGGAUUAUAAACCCUACAUCACCAAUCCCCUGUACACCAUCCAGUACACAUCAAGACUGCUUAGGCACAGAAUACGUUUUGUGUAUGAGCCAACCUUCUAUAUCACGAGUCUUGGGCAGACUGAGCUUCGUGGACCACUUAUGAUCAACGUAACACUCAGCACACCUAGGAAUUGGACAGAGGCAAAACGUAGACUCAUCUAUUGGGACAAAGAUAACUCUGAAUGGCGAGAUGCAGCCAAGACAUGCAGUGAUGUGGAUCGGAUAACUUACCUUGAUGAUGGGAACAAGGUCAAUGUGGAGGUUUGUUCUACACGGGCUCCUGCCUCUUCAUCCUCAGAGCCAGGCCGAAAACGACGUUCUGUGCAAAAGGAGUCUUUCCCAUCUGACACGUCUUACUUCAGCCAUGAGACUCAGUUUGCAUUGGCUGAGGUUCUUGAUGCCAUCCCGAAUACCCCGCCAGUAAUCAUAAACCUGGUAGAGAAAAUGUUCAUGAAAGAGGAUGAAGGAACUUUGGUGUACACAUUCCAAGCUAGCGAUGCCGAAGAUGACAUCUUAGUCUUUGAGAUUGGUAGCAACACUGACGUGCAAGGGAUAGCAACCAUCACAGAAAGUGGUGAAUUCAGAUAUACACCUUGUGCUGAUUGCCAUGGUACUGUCACUCUGCUAAUCACUGUGAAAGAGAUAAAGACCUUGACUGAGAGCGAACCUCUUUCUACUGACGUCAACUUUACAAUUGAAGUACGACCGAUCAACGAUGUCCCUGUGCUGUACAGUGCUCUGAAUGGCCGAGAUGUCGGAAACGGGCGCAUUGCUUUGUUAACAGUAGAGCAGAACACAGGAUCCAAUGUGGCCUACAAAGACCUGAGGGCUGAGCUUGGAGCGUAUGACGUUGACAGCGAUGAUAAACUGACUAUUAUAACGCAGCCCCCAACCUAUGGCACUCUGACGCUGACACAGGAAGUAAAGACUGUGCCGUCUACGCAGAAUUGCAGUGAGCCCUCUGGAGACGGGGAGGGGCCAGUCAUCCCAUGUGGGCUAAAGUUGCCUCAUGAAAAGGAGGACAUGCGCUGGAUAACAACAACAUUCACCUACACCCCGAACACCAACUAUCACGGCAAGGAUAGUUUCCUUGUGUUAGCCGACGACCGGUCAGGAGCCAAGUCCCAGCUACUCGAAGUACAGAUUGCUGUGCUGGUCAAUCCUUGCAUUAAUGAUGGCGUCUGCAGAGGACCUGUUGAGGAUCCAGAUUGUACCUCCCCUGCACGUAGCAGUGGGUUCGAAUCCUACUCCUGCCACUGUGAGCCCGGCUGGAUUGGCGACGUCUGUGACAUGGAUUACAAUGAGUGCCAAUCCACACCGUGCGAAUAUCCAUACGUCUGCUACGAUCAUCUGAAUGGAUUUGAAUGUUCCUGUCCAUUUUCUGAUCCCUUGUGUGAUACCCUGAACUGGAGGUUUAAAGUGAUAAUCGGCGUGGUCAGCUGUUUGGUUGGUUUGUCCGUCAUUUCUGCUGUGGUCUUCUACAUGUACAAGAAAAAACACAGCAAGAAAUACAUAAUUGGUUUUCAAUCGGACAUUAAUGUCGAUGGGCAGCAGUUGGUUGACGUUCCCCACUGUACUCAGCAAGCCUUUGACAAUCCUGAAUUUGACGACGACAUUGGAGAUCAGAAAGAUGCCGUUGAGGAGGAUGAGAACCAGGCAAGCCACAGCCAGAGGGUUGACGCCCCAUCAGGAAGGCCACCUGCUUCUCUCUCAACUUCCUCAAGCAAAACACCUGUUGCAGGUGUUGUUGCAGGUGCUGAAGCCUCCUCAUUGGGUGAUGGAUCUACUCGUGAUGAAUCUUCUCCUGCUGGUCCUUUAGUGAGCCCUGCUACUGUUGAGAAGUUGGUACUUCCAACUUCGCGCGCGGGGAGCUCCGCAUGCCUCAAUAAGGAGGUUGAAUUACCAGCGGAGAUGCUGACGUUCCAAAAUGGAGGAAAUACCCCUCAACCAGACGGAGGAUCUCCAGCGGAUGUUUGUGACACCGAGAUGUAG